Nasonia vitripennis (jewel wasp) is the source of this 1821-nucleotide messenger RNA. RefSeq names its product sideroflexin-2 (gene Sfxn2). Bases 341 to 1321 code for a protein of 326 amino acids. NCBI's taxonomy places the organism in Eukaryota, Metazoa, Arthropoda, Insecta, Hymenoptera, Pteromalidae. The transcript is spliced from 8 exons. The record is from RefSeq and is a predicted model, not a curated record. Gene Ontology annotation, molecular function: monoatomic ion transmembrane transporter activity. Gene Ontology annotation, biological process: monoatomic ion transport; serine import into mitochondrion. Gene Ontology annotation, cellular component: mitochondrial inner membrane.
CACACAUCCGUUUUACCAGUAGCAGUCGCGCACAGCAACGCGCACGCAUAAGGUAUCAUACACACGGCGUAAGUGAUCAUAUACACACGGCGUAAGUGACGCGCGCGCGCGCGAAACGCCAGUAGUCCGCGGCAAAGAUGCCGAGAGCACAUCACGCGCGUCUGUAAUACCUGUCGCAUCGUCUGAUUCUUCUGGAUUUUUUCCCGGAGGAGCUGCCCGCAACACACGAGGGACAGCAGAUUCGCGUGAGUUGCUUCCGCCCCGCAUCGAUCGAUGCUUUAUUGCGAGGAGAGAAAAGGUGUACACAGAUUAGGAACGAGGCCGAGCUAUUCGUUGUAGAAUGGCGAACGACAGGCUGGACCUGGACAAGCCCCUGUGGGACCAGAGCACCUUCCUGGGCAGAUGGAAGCACUUCGCUUGGGUCACCGACUUCCGCACCUGCGUCACUCCCGAGGCGGAGCUGCACAAGGCCAAGGAGCUUUGCGAAAAAUACAGGCUUGGCAAAGAGCCACCAGGAACGACCCGCGAGCAGGUCAUCUACGCGAAGAAGCUCUACGAGUCGUCGUUCCAUCCGGACACCGGAGAACUCCAGAAUGUCUUCGGGAGGAUGUCGUUCCAGGUGCCUGGUGGUAUGGCCAUCACCGGUGUCAUGCUGCAGUUCUACAAGACGACGACGGCUGUGGUGUUCUGGCAAUGGGUGAACCAGUCAUUCAACGCCCUGGUGAACUACACAAACAGAAACGCCAAUAGCCCGGUGACGACGACCCAGCUGGCAACGGCCUACGCAAGUGCGACAACCGCUGCCAUGAUCACUGCCAUUGGAUGUAAGAGUUUCUGGCAAAAGAGGGCCAACCCCCUCAUGGCUAGAUACGUGCCGUUCGCCGCAGUGGCUGCCGCUAACUGCGUUAACAUUCCGCUGAUGAGGCAGAAUGAAAUCCUCGGCGGUAUCGACCUCACCGACGACGAGGGCAAAAAGCUGACCAAGUCAAAGCUAGCGGCUGUGAAAGGUAUUAGUCAAGUUGUGAUAUCGAGGAUCAUCAUGUGCGCUCCUGGAAUGGUGUUGCUACCUCCUCUGAUGGAGAGACUGGAGAAAAGAUCCUGGAUGCAGAGAAUCAAAUUCCUUCACGCACCUUUCCAAGUCCUUAUGUGUGGUAUCUCAUUGACAAUAAUGGUACCAACAGCGUGUGCACUGUUCCCUCAAAACUGUUCGAUUUCCUCAAAGACUCUGCAGAAGUACGAGCCAGAGAACUACGAGCUGCUGAAGCAGAACUGCAAGGGAGGCAAAAUACCGGAGUAUCUCUACUUCAACAAGGGACUGUAAAUUAAAAGCAAAACGUUAGUUAUUUCUGAGAGAUAAAGAAAAUAAAAGAGCAAUGGAUAACAACUCUAGCAUAUCUAGAAAAAGUUCAAAAGAGACGCAAAGGAGAAGUCUAUUUUUAUGAUGUAUUGAUCUCCAAGAUAAAUGCGAAUACAAUAAUAGAAUUAAUAAUGUGUGUAAACAAAGGGAGAUUAUGAGGGACAAGUCUACGAAUUUUGUGUAACCUUGCGAAUUGCGUUUUUGCUCUGGUCUUCCACUUUUGUCGUAAUAGAUUUUAACUCGAGCAGCUGAUUGCUUUACAAUAAAAAUAAAUAAUACAAUAAGCACAAAGCAAAUUGAAUAAUGAUGAAGAAAAAGACAGUAGAUUACUAAUGCAUUUAAGAAUAACUAUUGUGUUAUUUACUUUUAAGCGUGAGAGGCAUCUGCGGAUUGCCUGAUUUUGAGAUGCUGCCAUGUAUAUCUUAAGUAUUUCGUUAAUAAAAAAAAGUGACAGUUACUAGAAA